Prionailurus viverrinus (fishing cat) is the source of this 1393-nucleotide messenger RNA. It is a transcript of the gene HIGD1A, whose product is annotated as HIG1 hypoxia inducible domain family member 1A. Gene Ontology annotation, cellular component: mitochondrion. The transcript is spliced from 4 exons. NCBI's taxonomy places the organism in Eukaryota, Metazoa, Chordata, Mammalia, Carnivora, Felidae. Gene Ontology annotation, biological process: mitochondrial respirasome assembly; negative regulation of apoptotic process. The record is from RefSeq and is a predicted model, not a curated record. Bases 141 to 422 code for a protein of 93 amino acids.
CUGAUUGGCUAGGAUCAGGUGUGGGUGGGACAAAGAGAAGCCGGCUUUACAGCGGGCGUGGGCGAGACCCUGAAACCGGUAGGAGCUUGACAACCGUCUGGAGUUUAAGAGUUCCAGUCAUUGCAGAUUCUUCAGUCACUAUGUCAACCGGCACAGAUGUUUCUCUUUCUUCAUAUGAUGAAGAUCAGGGAUCUAAACUUAUCCGAAAAGCUAGGGAGGCACCGUUUGUUCCCAUCGGAAUGGCAGGGUUUGCAGCAAUCGUUGCGUAUGGACUAUAUAAAUUGAAGAGCAGGGGAAAUACUAAAAUGUCUGUUCAUCUGAUCCACAUGCGCGUGGCAGCCCAAGGCUUUGUUGUGGGAGCAAUGACUCUUGGUAUGGGCUAUUCCAUGUAUAAGGAAUUCUGGGCAAAACCUAAACCUUAGAAGACGAGCAGCUGUCUUGGUUUUGUUGGUGGUGCUUGCUCCAGACAUCUCAUGUUGAAUUUAUAUGUUUAUGUUGAAAAUAAAUGGUUUGAAUGGGUCAGACAAUAACAUGGUAAUUUGAAUAUUGUUUUCCUUUCUUGCAGGCUCAAUUUGCCUGGUAACCAAAUUACUAAUGACUAGUUAGCUAGGUCAUUCCGGAGAGUCAAAUUAGCACAAAAGAAACAUGUCACUUUUAAAUGUACUUGUUAGUGGUAAAACAUGCAUCUUCUUAAAGCCUUCUGAUGAAAUGAGUUGUAAAGAGAACAACUUGGCAAUCCUGAAGUCCUCCCAGUUGCUGCAGAUUAUCACAUGCUUUUGAUGUUAUGUAGGAAUCCUGUUUAGCUUUUUUCUGCCUGUUUUGCAGACUGGUUGAGUACUUCAGUUUUUAGGGCUGGUUGGCUCUUAGACCCCUUUCAGAGCAGUGCAUGGAAUAUGCUUCCCCACAACUGAACAUGUGUGUGUGUGUGUGUUUAAACCAAACCUAAAAAGCUGAUAACAGCUGCUUAGAAGUAGUAUUUAUUUCAGCAUCAUAUGUAAACAUGAGAAUUACUUAAGUAUGGGUCCCAGUUUAGCUUUUUUUAUAAUUGCAGAAUUAUAUUUAUGCUGUUGUAUUAGAAUAAUUUUUAAAUGUCAUCUUGAAAUAGAAAUGUGUCUUUUAAGUACUAAUUCUAAGGUAAAUGAAAAAUACUUUUUAAAUGUAUGAAAUUUGUUUAUUUUUCUUUGUAAGAAUCAUAAAUGUAACAAAUUACCUAUAAUCGAAGUGAUUAGUGAUUGAUUUAUCAGCAAGGUGGUUUGGUCAGACAUUAUACACAAACUUUGGUAUACUUUAGAAUGCUUUACUGCACUUGUGGAAUUUUCUUGUCUAACCUGAAUUUACAUUCCAUGGUGAUAACAUGGUAAAUGUAGUGUUAUUAAAGUAAGUGAACACAUCA